Molecule: messenger RNA, 2582 nt
Organism: Paramormyrops kingsleyae
Lineage: Eukaryota; Metazoa; Chordata; Actinopteri; Osteoglossiformes; Mormyridae
Gene: slc35g2a
Product: solute carrier family 35 member G2a
Cellular component (GO): membrane
Source: RefSeq, a predicted model, not a curated record
GCGAGCUCUGCAGCCGCUGUUAGCUGUUAUAGUUAUGGCCUGGAGAUCUGCGUCCGAACAAGGGCAAAAGGAGGGCAUUCGCACGCCUGCUGCUGCAUUCAACACCCGGAGCCCGAAAACUCAAAAUUAUAAGGCAGCCCGCUCAAGCUAGCAGACCGCUAGUACUUCAUGCAGCUGCAUAGAUUUAUGGAACGAUUUGUGAUAGCGCAUUUUCAAAAACACACGUGCGGGGUUUCUCCCACAGCAGGGACCUGCAACCUUUCUGUCACAAUACUUUAAAGAGCCAGUCCAGAUUUGAUUUUUUUUUGUGAACGCACAUUCAGUAAUGGCAGAGAUACCGUUAUUGCUAUUUAUGUCUAAUGUAAUCAUAUCUGAACUGGACAGUAAUUAUCUGAUUAAGACCUGCCGUCUCAGUUCCCUUGGUCAUCACAGGCAGGCCAUAAAGAAAAUGUUUUGUACAUUUAUAGGUUACAUUAAUACCUGCUUAAUUAUAGAAAAAAAUCUACAUUAUACAUAGCGCAUGAUGUCAUUCACUGGGGUUCGAAGCAGAGUGCACGAGUAUAAAUUGUCGGUACGUAUAUACAGAGUAAAAUGAUAGGAACCGCUUAUCUUUGACGCAUGCUCAAAACGAGCCGGUUCCGCUGUGCGUCGAUGUGCCACCUUUAAACUUGCAUUACUGAGAUAAUAAGAAAUAAAGGAGUCGAAACCACGGAGACGCAUUUUUUCCGAUGCUUUUCUGUCAGCACCUGCAGAGCUGUGCGAGAUCAUCACACCUAAGGGCAGUUAUAGGCGAGCGGCGUGAACGCGUCUCUGGCUUGUCAGAGCACACUGCCUGUCAUCUGGGACCACGUUCAUUCGGGGUGAAGAUGGGGGAAAGUGCACACUCGGCUUGCCGUGUUUCACGAACCGAGGAACGAGAAAAGUAUCUGUGAUAAUUUAUGAUUCAGGAAAAGUGCGCGCUACUUGUCAUUUCCCGUGGGAUCACCUCGUUUGAAUCACCAUAAAAAUGGAUUCGUCCUCUUCCAGGCAGCAUCACGGUUCAAAGAAGCGUGUGAAGAUUCACCCCAACACUGUAACCGUGAAGUACUCCACCCACUUCCCACAGCCGGGCGAUGAGGGCUAUGAUGAUGCGCCCUCCUUCGAGGACUUUGGCACUUUCCUGGAGGAGAAUCCCGACAGGAAGCUGCUCGCCGACCACAGGCACGGCCGGACCUUUUUCGGCACCAUGGACUCUCGGCCCCAGCCAGCCGGAGAACGGCGGGACAACGGCGUCGGUGAGCAGCUGCAGAGCUUUGGAGAGGCGUCGGUUUUCACCUCGCGGGUCACCUGGGCCGCUCUGUUCGGGGCGGCUCUGGCCCACGGCUGCGUAGCGCUCAUCACACGCCUGGCGGCCGACCGCUCCAAGGUGCCCUCUCUGGAGCUGCUCUUCAUCCGCUCGGUGAUCCAGGUGCUCUCCAUUGUGGUCGUGCAUUACCACCAGGAGGCGCCGUUCGGGCCCAAGGGAUACAGGCUGCUCCUCUUCUUCUACGGCGUGUGCAACGUCAUCUCCAUCACCUGCGCCUACACCUCCUUCGCCAUCGUGCCGCCCAGCAAUGGCACCAUCAUGUGGCGAGCCACCACCACUGUCUUCAGCGCCGUGCUGGCCUUCCUGCUCAUCGACGAGCGCCUGGGUCUGACGGAUGUGGUCACCGUGGUCACCAGCGUGUUCGGCCUGUGUCUGGUCAUGAUCCCCAACAUCUUAGGCGAAGACAAGACCCCGCUGGGCUUCUGGAAAGAGGCCUUUGGAUACACCAUGACCGUCAUGGCUGGUCUGACCGCCGCCCUCUCUAUGAUCGUGUACCGGACCAUCAAGGAGCGUGUGAGCAUGUGGACGGCCCUUUUCACCUUCGGCUGGACCGGCACCGUGUGGGGAGCCUCCACCAUGUUCGUUCUUCAGGAACCCAUCAUUCCGUUGGAUGCGGAGACCUGGGGAUACCUACUGGGCAUCUGCGUCUGUUCCACUGUGGCGUUCCUGGGCGUCUACUAUGCCCUGAACAAGUUCCAUCCAGCUCUGGUGAGCACUGUGCAGCACCUUGAGAUCGUGGUGGCCAUGGUCCUCCAGCUUCUCGUGCUGCGCAUGAUCCCGUCCAUCUACGACGUCAUCGGGGGCCUGAUCGUCAUCAUCAGCGUCUUCGUCCUCACCGCAGUCAAGCUCUACUGGGUGGGCAGGAGCAAGCGGGAGGAAUACCAAGAGAUACUCGACUCCCCGAUUAAAUGAGCCACGCCUUCUUGUGUGCAGUCUUCUGAUUCGCUGAUGUGCAACUGGACAGUCUCAUGAAUGUUUGAAUCAUGAUGUAUUUAUUUUGCACUGUGUUGUAAAAAGAGACAUUGUGAGCUGUGUUGUGUCUUAGUUGAUGUAUAAAAUAAAAAUAAUCUGCAAUGCCUAUUCAACAAUUUACUUCAAUUAUGUAUUUUUCAAGUCAGCUUUAAUGUUUCGUGCAUUUGAAUCUUUUAAUGAGAAGCUGAAGCUGUCUUAAAUAUGGUGUGAAAAUGGCAUCGGGCAGGUGAAUCAUCAUUUCAAAAAUCAAGAUGAUUACCUGAAG